UCCAAAUUCAAACAUUUUCUUCUCCUCUCCUGAAAAAUCCCCAAUCAAAAACCCAAGCACAAAAUCCUGCAUCGCUUUCAUUGCUUGCAAGAUCUCCGCGCUUCCCGGUUGGCUUUCUAAAUUCUCUGAAGAUGGCUACAAUGCAGAGCCUGAUUGGUCUCAUCAACAAAAUCCAAAGAGCCUGCACCGUUCUUGGCGAUCAUGGCGGCGAGGGAAUGUCUCUUUGGGAAGCUCUUCCUUCCGUUGCUGUCGUUGGUGGCCAGAGUUCUGGAAAGUCGUCCGUCUUGGAAAGCGUGGUGGGGAGGGAUUUCCUUCCUCGUGGAUCCGGCAUUGUCACUCGAAGGCCGUUAGUACUGCAGCUUCAUAAGUUGGAUGAUGGGCAGUCUGAAUAUGCAGAGUUUCUUCAUGCGCCAAAAAAGAGGUUUUCUGAGUUCUCUGCCGUGCGUAAGGAGAUCCAAGAUGAAACAGAUCGCAUAACAGGGAAGACAAAACACAUCUCAAACAUUCCGAUUCACUUGAGCAUAUAUUCCCCACAUGUGGUCAACUUAACUCUCAUAGAUCUUCCCGGGUUGACAAAGGUGGCUGUAGAGGGACAACCAGAGAGCAUUGUUGAAGACAUUGAAAACAUGGUUCGGUCUUAUGUUGAGAAGCCUAACAGCAUUAUAUUGGCUAUUUCUCCUGCCAAUCAAGAUAUUGCCACUUCAGACGCCAUAAAACUUGCAAGAGAAGUUGAUCCUUCAGGUGAGAGAACUUUCGGAGUGUUGACAAAACUUGAUCUCAUGGACAAGGGAACAAAUGCACUGGAUGUUCUUGAAGGUAGGUCAUACCGGCUGCAACAUCCCUGGGUUGGGAUCGUGAAUCGUUCCCAAGCUGAUAUCAAUAAGAAUGUUGACAUGAUUGUUGCUCGCCGAAAGGAGUGUGAAUAUUUUGAAACAAGCCCUGAGUAUGGACACUUGGCAAAUAAAAUGGGAUCAGAGUACCUUGCAAAAUUGUUGUCUCAGCAUUUAGAAGUUGUAAUCAGACAGCGUAUACCAAGCAUCAUUGCUUUGAUAAACAAGAGCAUAGAUGAGAUUAAUGCAGAGUUAGAUCGCAUUGGCAGGCCUAUUGCAGUAGAUUCGGGGGCCCAAUUAUACACAAUUUUGGAAUUAUGUCGUGCAUUUGACCGUGUCUUCAAGGAACACUUGGAUGGAGGACGACCAGGUGGAGAUCGGAUCUAUGGAGUUUUUGACAAUCAAUUACCAGCUGCUUUAAAAAAGCUCCCUUUUGAUCGUCAUCUUUCUUUGAAAAAUGUCCAGAAGGUUGUUUCAGAGGCUGACGGUUAGCAGGCACAUUUGAUUGCUCCAGAACAAGGAUAUAGAAGGCUCAUUGAUGGAUCAAUUAGCUAUUUCAAAGGCCCAGCUGAAGCCUCUGUGGAUGCUGUAAUGUUCUUUGUUGCUUUCUAUCAUAACUAGUGACUCUUAUUCUUGUGGUUAUAAUUAUAGGAUGGGAGCUAUUUGUUUGAUUUUUUGUGGA
Molecule: messenger RNA, 1512 nt
Organism: Carica papaya (papaya)
Lineage: Eukaryota; Viridiplantae; Streptophyta; Magnoliopsida; Brassicales; Caricaceae
Source: RefSeq, a predicted model, not a curated record